AUGGAGGUGUCAGCAGGCCCUCACACAUCCAAGAGACUCACACGGGCAGAGAGGACGGACAGCAGCUGUGCCCUGCUGGCGCUGCAGGCAAACCUCUGCCAUGGCAUGGCUCAGGAUGUGAGGCAUGUCAAUGCAGAUCAAACGCAGAGGAGGCUGCCUGCACCUCAGAAGCUGGGAUCUCUCAGUGCCUUGCCAAUGGAGGCCCUGCUGGAUGAUGUAGCCCAGCGCGACAGGAUGCUGUCCUUCAUGCGAGGUUGCAUGGCGCCGGAGGUGAUCACAGCGCUGUCCAGCAUGGCAGCUGCCAAGAUGCUGCCCAUAAACUGCGCAAGGCCCCUGGAGGGAACGCUGGCUGCAGCCUUUGUGCUGUGCCAGCGGGCCAACCUGAAGCCUGCCAUUCUGGCCACCCAGCCAGAGCUGCUCAUGGCCGUGUUCUGGAUCCUGGAGCACCAGUACCGCUCCCACUUGAGCACCAUCCUGCGCAGCUACCUGGACUACAUGCAUACGGCUCCUCGGCAGAAGCUCUACUCGAUGAAAUGGUGGAGGACCGAGAUGCUGCGGUGGCAGGGUAUAGUGCUGCAGAAAGCUUCCUGGAGGAUGCACAUCGAGGAAGAGCGCGAUCUGGCACCGGUGCUGGCGCUGAUAGAUGGGCUAGGACUCUCACACAGGCUGGCUGCCAUCUGCUCAUGUGUCCUUACGGACGCGCAACAGCGGAUGGCAGCUCGCAGCAGAAUCAGCCGCACUCCACCCACAGUGCAGCGCCCAGGGCCAGUCAGGCAGCCGCCUGCAGAGAAGCACCUGCAGCGAAUUGCAGCACCGACAACUCAGCAGCACUUGCAGGCCACAGCACAGAAGCCACUGCUGCCUGGGCAGUGGUACUACCAGCAGGCAGUUGCAGCGAUCGGCACGAAGCCGGAGGCGAGGCAGCAGAGACCCAGCAGCAGUCACAGAAGAGAGCAGAGAGAGGUCACUAGAGCGCAUGCACCCAUGGAGGUUUCUGCAGAGCCCCCAUCAGCCACAGCCCUUGCAGAGGCUCAUGCCGAUGCCUCUGAGGCAGAGCUUUCGCAGUCCUUUGAGCAGGGAUGCAAGCUGCCCAGGACCCAGGCAGAUAGGAUGGUGUCAGCAGAAAGGUAUGCCAUCCAUUGUCAGUCCCAGUGCACUGAUGUGCUGCAGCUGCGCAGAAGCCAGCGCCUGCAGGAAGCUGGGCAGAGAGCUGCUCCCUCCAUGCAGCUGCCCAUGCCAUCAAAUUUGAGGCAAAUGUCGAUGACCCAACAGCUGCAGUCUGAGGUGGCCAGAGCAGGAAAGAGGGCGCGGUGA
Messenger RNA from Coccomyxa subellipsoidea C-169, 1314 nucleotides. RefSeq lists its product as hypothetical. The record is from RefSeq and is a predicted model, not a curated record. NCBI's taxonomy places the organism in Eukaryota, Viridiplantae, Chlorophyta, Trebouxiophyceae, Coccomyxaceae. The transcript is spliced from 5 exons. Bases 1 to 1314 code for a protein of 437 amino acids.